Pyrus x bretschneideri (Chinese white pear) is the source of this 978-nucleotide messenger RNA. RefSeq lists its product as uncharacterized. The record is from RefSeq and is a predicted model, not a curated record. The transcript has 2 exons. Bases 164 to 664 code for a protein of 166 amino acids. Lineage: Eukaryota; Viridiplantae; Streptophyta; Magnoliopsida; Rosales; Rosaceae.
UGUUUUUGCACAUCGCACACUGAGAUUUCGGUGACCACUGACCGAACCAAUUUAUAAAUUACCGUAUAGAAAUUCGUCUAUUAAAAUUUUGUAAAUCGGCUGACGUAAAAUGCCAACCAAAAUCGCUUUUUCGUAGUUGAAGCAGAACAUCGCACAAACGGUGAUGGUGAAAAUGGCAUUACGCACCAGUCGAACAAUACAGAACCGGAGCGCGCGCAACAGCGCGGGCCGUCUCAAUCACGCCGUCGAUGCCGGACCCUUAUCCGCCGUACAUCCAAACUUAGUCGAUCGCGAUGACGAAGAUUCUCAUGCGACGCUGAGUUCCGACUCGGACAGCUCCUCCGACUCCGAUGGCGAGUCGACGCGGUUGUCGGGACUCGCGGCGAGCUUCCGAGUCGUGUCGGAGUCGAUUCAGAGAAUGGAGCAAGCGGAGCUGGAGAUGGCCAAGGCAAGGGAGGCUCUGCGGCUGAAGGCGGAGAAGCAGCGGGUCGAGCUGGAGACCGAGUUGACACAGAUGCUGCUGCAGACUCAGUUGCAGAUCGCGUCGUUGGUUUCUCAGCGGCAGAGUCGUCCGAGUCGUAAAAGGAAGCGAGUCGAAGAAGACGAGCCGUCGUCGGAAGGGGCUUUCGGCUUGAGCCUCCUUCAAUGCAAUUUACUAUUUUAGUCAUUUCAUUGGUGCCAAUACGACCCUCGAACUGCAGAGGGCUGGCAAUUAUAGUCCGAGGAUGGAGUAGACGGAGUUGGAGAUUGCCAAGGCGAGGGAGGCGUCGUGGUUAAAAGCAAAGAAGCAACGGGUUGAGCCGGAGCGCGAGUUGCCUAAGUUUCGAUUGAAUAUUGCAAGCGACUUGAACAAGAUAAGUCAUCCUUCAUGUCUUACGGCCAGGCCGAGUUCUUUGCAUUGGUUCAGUCAGUGACUUGGGGGAUCAAAUUUUGUAGAUGAAAUUUACUAUUUUAGUCAUUACAUUGGUUAUAUGCUAA